This is a messenger RNA of Salvelinus namaycush (lake trout), 784 nucleotides long. RefSeq names its product caveolin-3-like. Bases 90 to 548 code for a protein of 152 amino acids. The record is from RefSeq and is a predicted model, not a curated record. Lineage: Eukaryota; Metazoa; Chordata; Actinopteri; Salmoniformes; Salmonidae. Gene Ontology annotation, molecular function: transmembrane transporter binding; molecular adaptor activity; connexin binding. Gene Ontology annotation, biological process: caveola assembly; regulation of membrane potential. The transcript has 2 exons. Gene Ontology annotation, cellular component: caveola.
GUGGGUUCACUCUCGCUGUCCUUGGCCCCAGCCCUCCACGCCUUACUACUCUCCCUGACUCUGCCCAAGUCUAGGCCCACGGCCCCACCAUGGCCGACCAGUACCAGUACAACACCAACGAGGAGAAGAUUGUGAAGGACAGCCACACCAAGGAGAUCGAUCUGAUCAACAGAGACCCCAAAUUGAUCAAUGAGGAUGUGAUCAAGGUGGAGUUUGAGGAUGUGAUCGCAGAGCCCGAUGGCACACACAGUCUGGAUGGGGUGUGGAAGCUCAGCUACACCACCUUCACCGUGUCCAAGUACUGGUGCUACCGCAUCCUCUCAGCCAUCUUCGGCAUCCCUAUGGCUCUGCUCUGGGGCUUCCUCUUCGCCUGCAUCUCAUUCUGUCACAUCUGGGCUGUGGUACCCUGUAUCAAGAGCUGCCUGAUCGAGUCCCAGUGCAUCAGUCGCAUCUACUCCCUCUGCAUCCAGACCUUCUGUGACCCCUUCUUUGAAGCCCUGGGCAAGAUCUUCAGCAGUGUGAAAGUGGCCCUGCGCAAAGAGGUCUAGACACUCACACCACCGCAGUGUUUACACGUGUUUGGAUGAAACGCUACACCCUUUUUAUCCGCCAGACCAGAUGACCAGUCCUGGUGUCCUCAUAUUUCCCAAGACACCCGCCCGCUACCCUUACCCAGCCCAAAGCCCAAGGCCUCGCCAGUCUCAGCCCUUUGAGUCCUGACAUGCUCACAGCGACCAGUGCCACAAGAGGCUCUGUGACAGCUGCAGCAUGGUUGGGUGACAGC